This is a messenger RNA of Clupea harengus (Atlantic herring), 1643 nucleotides long. RefSeq names its product glutamine amidotransferase class 1 domain containing 3 (gene gatd3). The record is from RefSeq and is a predicted model, not a curated record. Gene Ontology annotation, cellular component: mitochondrion. Lineage: Eukaryota; Metazoa; Chordata; Actinopteri; Clupeiformes; Clupeidae.
CCUCCUUCUGGCGAAUUUAUUUUCAUGUAUUGUUAUAUAUAUUAUCAGACGUGACCAUCAUAAGUCAUAGCUUAUAUUGUUAUAAAAUAUUGCUUUGAAUUUUUGUUGUGAGCAUGAACAGAACUAAAGACUUGACCUUGCAAGUUACAUGCUGGUGGAUAAGCUGUUCUUGCCAAGACAGCCGCUAACACGCUUGCUUUAGCACACUGUCACUGAACUUCGGCGAGGACAGCCGCUGCUUUCAGCUCUCACUCCAAAAUGUUUGCCAUACGAUCUUUUGUCUGCAAAUCAUAUCCCUUCUGGCUAAAACCGCAAGUUGCAGGUGCAGGGUUUAUCCACACGACCACCAACUUGUCUGGAGCUAAAGUUGCUGUUGUGCUCUCAGGAUGUGGCGUGUACGACGGCACGGAGAUCCAUGAGGCGUCAGCAAUCCUGGUGCACCUUAGCAGAGGAGGGGCUGAAGUGCAGAUGUAUGCCCCAGAUGUCGCCCAGAUGCAUGUCAUUGACCAUGGCAAAGGCCAGCCCAUGGAGAAGGAGUCUAGGAAUGUGUUAUCUGAGUCGGCACGGAUUGCCCGUGGCAAUAUAGUUGAUGUAGCCAAACUGAGUGCCAGUAACUACGACGCAAUCAUCUUCCCCGGCGGCUUCGGGGCAGCCAAGAAUUUGUCCACAUUUGCUGUGGAUGGGAAGGACUGCAAAGUGAAUGCUGACGUGGAGCGUGUUUUGAAGGACUUCCACAAAGCUGGAAAACCUAUUGGGUUGUGCUGCAUCUCCCCCGUGUUGGCAGCCAAGGUUCUCCCUGGUGUGGAGGUGACUGUGGGCCACGAGGAAGAGGAAGGCGGGAAAUGGCCCUACGCUGGCACAGCUCAGGCCAUUAAAGCCCUUGGUGCCAAGCACUGCGUCAAAGACGUCACCGAGACCCAUGUUGACCUGAAAAACAAGGUGGUGACUUCACCAGCCUUCAUGUGCGAGACAAAGCUGCACCUGAUCUUCGAUGGAAUCGGAGCCAUGGUGAAGGACGUCCUGAAGCUCAGCGGAAAGUGAUGGCAACACCGAGACAACCAGUGUCCCACACCUGAGGCGUCUGCUGUGGCCAAAAUAUUGUCAUGCCAGUCCUUCCUUGAUGAGGGUCAAGUUAGUGUGACCUGUGAUUUAAAUAACUGAAGUGCCAGACCAGACAUGGAGGUGGCUGGCAUUAAAAUACCUUGGCUGCAGACGCCUGAGGGGAAAGACACUGUGAGACUAUAGAGACUGUGAGUCUAUAGAGACUAUGGAAAUCAAGAUUUCAGCUUCAUUUAGAGGCUUGCUGUGACUAGGAUUUUCCCAUCUGACAUAUUUUUUUUCAUUAAAAAAAUAAUUAUUUUAUGGUAGUGAUGCAUUUGGUUUCAAUUUCACAAGCUGUAUAAUGACCACACCCAAAGCUGAGGUCCAGUGGAAAUUGCAAUUGCGCUCUGGCAUGAGAGGCUGAAAUUGCCAAGAAUACGGUUACUAAAGACACAGCACAUUUUUCAUUAUUCACUUUUUCCAUGAUGAAAUACAUGACUAGUUGUAAUGUAUUUAAUUGCCAAGAGGGGGCACUGAUGGACUUUGUUGGGAAUCUGCUUGGCUGGCCAGUCUGCUUCCCUUCACAACUACAAUAAUUCUAA